Molecule: messenger RNA, 762 nt
Organism: Pantherophis guttatus
Lineage: Eukaryota; Metazoa; Chordata; Lepidosauria; Squamata; Colubridae
Gene: C8G
Product: complement C8 gamma chain
Biological process (GO): complement activation
Cellular component (GO): extracellular exosome; membrane attack complex; blood microparticle
Molecular function (GO): complement binding
Source: RefSeq, a predicted model, not a curated record
AAGGGCACCCCAAGCGCUGCUGGUCAUUGCCAUCCCGCCAUGGCUCCCAUUGCUCUCCUUCUCCUGGCUGGGCUUUUGCUGGCUUCACCCUCCUGGGCACGGAGGCCCAAACCCUCCAAGAACUCCAUCGACAAGAUCAGCGCCCAGGAACAGUUUGAUCCCGCCCGGUUUGCAGGGAAGUGGUUUCUGGUGGGGGUGGCCUCUGAUUGCCUUUACCUGCGUGAAAAUGGCUACCGGGUGGAAGCCACCAAUGUGGUUGUGUCGAUUGACAGGGACUCGCUGCUCUUUAAGACCUUCCGGCCUCUGGACGGGAUUUGCUGGAACAUCAAACAGAGGUAUUUUGCCGACAAGACCCCUGGGCGGUUCCUCUUGAAAGGCCGCGGUGUCACAGUGGACGUGGUGGUGGGGGAGACGGACUAUAGCAGCUACGCCAUCCUGUACUUCCAGAAGAACCGCAAGAUCUCAGCCAAACUUUACGGACGGACGGCACAGGUGACAAGUAGCGUCCUGAAGAAGUUCGAAGCUGCCAUGACUGCCCUGGGAAUCAGUGAAGACCUCAUCUUCUAUUACCCCGUCUACGGGUUUUGUAGCUCGGCCGACCAAUUCCACAUCCUUGACGAAACGAAAUACACAGGAUAGCAGGAACCAGGAGCGAUCCGACGCUCCAGCCGUGUCAAGGCAGCCCAUGAGGACGCUCAAGAACAGAAGCCACCCAAGUUUUUCCUUGUAUUUGGUCCCAGGAAAAUAAAACAAGAAAACCCA